AUGACAAGCCAUCCCGUCAAGCGCGUAGCCGUCAUCGGCGCCGGCCCCGCAGGCGCCAUCACCGUCGAUGCUCUCGCACAGGAGAAGGCCUUUGACGUUAUCCGAGUGUUUGAGCGCCGCGAGGGCCCAGGUGGAUGUUGGAUUGGUGACACGACCGCUCCCCCGGCCUUGUCUGGGUUUGACGCACUCGCAAAGCGCACCGCCGACCCUCCCGUCCCCAUCCCCGCGACGCUCCCAGCACAGAGGCCCAAGUCGCUCGCGUCCCGCUACACAGAGUCGAGCGUGUACCCGUACCUCGAGACCAACGUCCAGGCGCUCGCCAUGGAGUUUAGCCAGGAGCCGUUCCCGACCGAGAAGAGCGCCCGCUCAAUCGAGGCUCACGGCUCCGACACGCCGUUCCGCCACUGGACACACGUCCGCAAGUACAUUGCCGAUCUGCUGGAGCGCAACGGAUACACCGACCUCGUCGAAUACAACACAACCGUUGAAAACGUCGAGAAGGUCGGCGCCGAGUGGAAGGUGACCCUCCGCCGCGAGGGCGCUCACAGCGACUACUGGUGGGUGGAGUGGUUCGACGCUGUCGUCGUUGCAUCGGGACACUACUGGGUGCCGUACAUUCCCGCCAUCGAGGGCCUGGAGGAGUUUGAGAAGGGGCGCCCAGGCAGCAUCAUCCACACCAAGCACUUCCGCGGCCGUGACCUUUACAAGGGCAAGCGAGUCGUAGUCGUUGGGGCAUCCGUGUCUGCGGCAGACAUUGCCGUCGACCUCAUCGACGUGGCCGAGAACCCCGUCCAUGCCAUUACCGUCGGGCACAACUUCAACGGCUACUUUGGUGGUGGCGCGUUCGACCACCCGCGCAUCCUGAACCACCCCACCAUCACCAAAAUUGACAACGUCGACCACCUCAUCUUUGGGACAGGCUACUCGUGGACACUCCCGUUCCUCCCGCAGGUACCUGUGCGCAACAACCGCGUGCCAGACCUGUACCAGCACGUCGUGUGGCAGCACGACCCGUCGGUGCUGUUCAUCGGCGCUGUCGCAGCGGGCCUGACGUUCAAGGUGUUCGAGUGGCAGGCCGUCCUCGCCGCCCGUCUGCUGGCGGGGCGUGCGACCCUGCCGUCGCUGGAAGAGCAGCGCAAAUGGGAGGCAGACCGCAUCGCGGCGCGUGGCGACGGGGCAAAGUUCUCCCUCAUCUUCCCGGACUUUGAGGACUACUUUGAGGCCCUCCGCGCGAUCGCGGGCGAAGGCGCUCCGGGCCUCGGGCGAAAGCUGCCGCCGUUCCGCCGAGAGUGGUUCCGCAGCUUCCUGGAGGGGCACGAGAAGAGGAAGGAGAUGUGGAGAAGGUCUAAUGCCAAGGCUACGAGGGAGGGAGCCCGGCUGUGA
Molecule: messenger RNA, 1383 nt
Organism: Apiotrichum porosum
Lineage: Eukaryota; Fungi; Basidiomycota; Tremellomycetes; Trichosporonales; Trichosporonaceae
Exons: 4
Coding region: 1-1383 (460 amino acids)
Molecular function (GO): NADP binding; flavin adenine dinucleotide binding; N,N-dimethylaniline monooxygenase activity
Source: RefSeq, a predicted model, not a curated record